Symbiodinium pilosum is the source of this 1470-nucleotide messenger RNA. The record is from the annotation of a GenBank genome assembly. NCBI's taxonomy places the organism in Eukaryota, Dinophyceae, Suessiales, Symbiodiniaceae.
AUGAGUCGUUGGCUCCUCGCGGCCGUGGCGCCGAGCCUCGUGAUUGGCAAAGUGAAGAUCGAGGCGAUGGAGCACGACAUCAUGCAGAUCCAGGCAUCCACGUUUGACGGCAUCAUUUCCAAAUUCAGGGACAGCUCAGUGAGCAGCUUGUGGUUCUUCAAAGAUGACAGCAAAGAAGACGGCAAGUUUUUGGAUGAGUACAACAAGGUGGCAUCAGACAUGAAAGGCAUGGCAAAGGUCUGCGCCAUCAAUUGCAACGAGUACUCCGUCUUCUGCGACAAGCAGGGGGUCAAGGAGACCCCCGCGGUCAUGAUCUACCCUCCAAACCCGGUGCCUGCCUUCAAGUUAGAGGGCAAGUUGGAGGGCAAGGCUGUGUUCAACAAGCUAGCAAAGUUCAUGCCCGACCAAACCGAGAAACUCACCAAGGAGAACGUGGACAAGUUCCUCACCACCGAUGUGACGAAGCCAAAGGCGCUGCUCUUCUCCAACAAGAAGUCCGUCCCCCUGAUGUGGAAGGCGCUUUCCUCGGAGACGGUCUUCAAGCGAACUGUGAAGUUCGGCUUUGUCACGGAGGACCAGUCUGACAUUGUCCAGCGAUUCAAGGUGAAGAAGUUCCCCACUGUUCUCAUACAGCAAGGGGCAAAGGGAGAGAAGAAGGAUACUUAUUCUGGAGAGUUCAAUUUCUUGGCCUUGAAAGACUGGGUCAACUUGCACUCUGAGUCUGGCAUGGGUGACAAGGUCACGAGCCCUGGAGGCGCCAAGGAAGAGACGGCCGAGGAGGCCAAGCCUUGGCUGGUGCAGGAAGUGCCGGAGCUCACCGCCAAGUCCCACCAGGAUGUGUGCUUCAAGGGCGAGGGUCUUUGCGUCAUCUUCCUCAAGGACGGUGAAGCCUCCCAGGCUGAGAUUGACAUGCUCACAGGUCUCUCCAAAAAGUAUACCUCGCAGCUGAGCGACCGUGGUGCCAAGAUGAAGUGGAUGUGGAUGAAUUUGAAUGCAGAGAAGGCCUACAAGGACCUGUUCAAGCCUGCUCAGCUUCCAUCGGCAGCAGUCUUUAACCCUCACAAGAGGCUGCGCUUUACACUGUUGGAUCACGGUGAAGAGGGCGAGGUGAAGGGUGAUGAGCAGGGUAUCAUCAAGCUCUUGGAUAAAGUGCUAGGAGGCGAUGCCCGUUUCACGAUGGUUCCCGGCCAGAAGCUGCCAGCCUGGGCACAGCGCGAGGCCCCGGCUGGCAAGAAGGUCAUAGGCAAGCAUCUCAACUUGCUCAAAGAGAAACCUGUGGCCAAGAAUUGGCUCUUUGUCCCACUUUACCUGCUGAGCAGCGUGUUGGCCGGGUGUUUGAAAGCGGCAAAGGAGUCCAGAGCAGUCAAGGUCCGCUUCAACCAGGAAGGCAUCAUGAGCAAUCAGUUCAUUCUGCGCAGCCGGGGCCGCCAGCUUUUGUGCGAGGCUUUGGUGUGUCCGGCAGCCGAGCAG